UGACGUAAAAAUGAGUGCGUUUAAUAAUAAUUUGCAAUAAAACUGAAGUGGUUAAGUUUUAUUGUGCCAAAGUGCAUGAAAAAACAGGCCAAUUUUAUCGAAAUAGGUCUAUUGCCAAAAAAAAGUUCCAGAGGUGUUUUGUGGUGGGGACACGUGUUAUACUCCAUGUCCAUGUACGGUUAUUACCGUGCGAUUGGCCGCCCUGUUUAGAAUAUUGAGAACAUAUGAUUUUGACAAACCAAUUAUUGUCAACAUUGUAAGAUCUGUUUAGAAAAAUUUGUAUUUAGUUUUUCAUAAAACAAGUAAAUGCUGUUCAACUCAAACUCAACACUCAAAUAUUAGCGUGAAAGUGCACCAACCCGCAGGUAGAAGAAUGGUUAUUUACUGUAUUUACAUAGUAUCAAAGUCAGGAGGUUUAAUUUUCAACUACGAUCACAAUGUACCAAAAGUGGAAAAUGAACGAAAAUUCACUUAUCCUCUGGAUAUUCGACUAAACUACGAAAACAAAAAGGUUUCCGUACACUUUGGACAGCGCGAUGGAAUUAAUGUGGGUCAUGUUCUAACCGCGGUGAAUGGAAUGCCUGUAACUGGAAGGCAAUUGGAUGAUGGAAGAGAUGCAAAGGACGUGCUUGAAAGCAAGGAGAGUUACCCCUUAACCCUCAAGUUCAGCCGCCCUAAGAUGACCACGAACGAGAAAAUAUUCCUGGCCAGCAUGUUCUACCCCCUGUUUGCCAUAGCGAGUCAGUUGAGUCCAGAGCCGAAGUGUUCUGGCAUCGAAGUGCUGAAAGGAGACACUUUCAAGCUGCAUUGCUUCCAAACUUUGACAGGAGUGAAAAUUAUGACUGUAGUGGACAGAAACCAAAUCGGUGCUGAAGUGUUUCUAAAGCGGGUUUACGAACUCUAUGCAGAUUACGCUCUGAAAAACCCUUUUUACUCUUUGGAGAUGCCGAUUAGGUGUGAGCUCUUUGAUACAAACUUGAAAGCAAUGCUGGAACAAAUCGACAAAAGUGGAAUUGCCAGCAUAUAAGUUCCACAAAACAUUAUUAUUAUUGCUUCGAAGCCCUCAAAGCAUUCAACGUAGUAAGGAAAAGAAUACACAACAUUUUUCACA
This is a messenger RNA of Dendroctonus ponderosae (mountain pine beetle), 1111 nucleotides long. It is a transcript of the gene Trs23, whose product is annotated as trafficking protein particle complex subunit 4. The record is from RefSeq and is a predicted model, not a curated record. Lineage: Eukaryota; Metazoa; Arthropoda; Insecta; Coleoptera; Curculionidae. Gene Ontology annotation, cellular component: TRAPP complex. The coding region runs from base 374 to 1027 and encodes 217 amino acids. The transcript has a single exon. Gene Ontology annotation, biological process: endoplasmic reticulum to Golgi vesicle-mediated transport.